UGGCAAAAAUGAGGUUAUGGUACUCCGCGCGCGUCAAACAGUGAGUUGAUAAUCCGGCGUCCUUUAACUAUAGCUAAAAUAUAGUCAAUUUAGUUAAUUACUAGUCAAAAGUAAGCAUCGACAAACAGGGGAGAAGGUGUCCAGAAAGAUGCUCAAGCUAGUGCUAAUGAUUACCUUACCAGUUCUGGGAAUCCUGCUAGUAAUCGGAGUCAUCGUUAAAAGACUAUAUGAAAAUAUACGAGCCCGCUUUGAUGCGACAGUAAACUGCUGGUUUUGCAAUCAAAAUGCCCGCGUGCGGUAUGUGGAGCGGAAUAGAUGGACCUGUCCGAAGUGCGAGCAGUACAAUGGCUUCACCAAGGAUGGCGACUAUAAUCGGGACAUGUCCUUGCAGCGUGACACCAGUGCAGCCAGCUCGCAGAAGAACACCUCCACGCAGGAGACCAAUAUCUGUGCGAAUUCCUACUAUCCGGGCGCCAUACCCUCCUCCGCCAUGAACCAAUCCCUAAACAAUGGCCUUUGCGGCCAGUGCAACGAGUCGCAGCGUCUGAAGAUCGAAAAACUUGCCCAGUUCGAGCCCAAGAAAGAGUCUCGUUUCGAUCAGGAGCUCAAGGUCUACAAAGAACAACUGGAGCAUCAGUUCCGUUUGUGCAGCAGCUGUGAGCGGCAUGUCAACAAGGUCCUCCACGAGAAGAAGAAAAUGAUUCUCAGCUCAAAGAUCUUAAAUUUCCUGAUCAAAGGCGCGGCAGUGCUCAAAGAGCCGCAUUUCAAUCGUUUGGCCAGCGCCCAGCGCCAGCAGAGACUCCAACGCUAUCAGCUGUGGAUGGCCAUCCUCACUGUGGGUAAUAUUUUGUGCAUGCUCUGCAGUCUACCGCCUGCCACACGCGAACAGUUUCACGCCUUUCUGGGCGAACAACUGGGCACGACGCUGUUCUACCUGUACUCCCAUGUGGUGGCCCUGCUUCGUGUGACGUCCGCCGCUCUGGGCGACAUGCUGGAACAGCGGGCAACCGUCGCUCGGACGAAACUGCUGCUGUAUGCCCGGACCUUUGGCAAGCUGCUGCUGUACUCGGGCGGGGUCAGCCAGCAGCAGCUGCAGCAGGCCACAUUCAGUUCCUGCUUCAUCGACCUCUAUCCGUAUGCCAUGCUCGCGUUGAGCUUCUUCCACAAAGUGAGCAAUGGGCUACGCCUGACCCGCUUCACCCUCAUCCUGCUGAUGUGGAGUGUCUGUGCCAUGGGCACAGCCCUGCUGCAGCCCUACAUCGAUGGCAUCAGCUUCAUCCUGCUGGGCAGUGUGAUGACCCUCAUUCUGCUGGCCACAAAUCGCGCUAAUCUGUUGAGCCAGAUGAGCCAAGAGGAGUCGGCCAGCGAGAGCUUCCAUCGGCUGUGCGCAGACGAGUGCAUCACCGAUGAGGAAACCUUUGGCAUGAUCACCGAGCAGCUGAGCACCUGCAGCGCCAGGAGCAUCGGCUCCCCCUCGAGUGGCAUCACCAGCCUCCAACAGCAGACCUUCCUAGAUAAUGGAAGCGUCAGGAAUCUGUCGCGCAUUUCCCCCAACAGUGGCAUCACCAGCCUUCGACAGCGUGGAUUGGCCAAACAUCACAGAAAAUCGCCCACCGGUCUGUCCAUGGAAUCGCUUCAUCUGUCCAGCCGGCAUGGUCCUUCGACUGUUUACUCGACUCCCACCUGGCGGCCUGCUCCUGUUCCUGCUUCCCCUGCGGCUCCCACAUGGAACGAACCGCUGCAAUCCACUGCUACGGACUGGUACAGGCUCGCCAAUCUGAACGGACAGACGAUGCAUCAGAUGAACGGCCGAUCCACGCAGAAUCUGCUGAUGCCCUCGCGGCUGCCUGUGCCACAGACCGAACGGGAUGUCGGCGCCUGGGUGGUCACGCACAGCAUCAAUCCAAAUGCCUACGACCAGUGUCCCAAAGACUCGCAGCAGAAGGAACAGCUGCAGCAGCAGCAGCAGCUCUCACGCACCUCCUCGCAGUCCUCGGGCUUUGGGUCGCAGACACGACCGGAAUCCCAAUGGAAUCCCACUCCUACGGCAGCCAAUCCUUUCCAGUCUUAUGCACCCUCAGGUGCCCCAUCGCCAGGACUCUCGUUUGCCGGACCCUCCGCCUGGGAUUAUCCUGGACAACGUACUAGCCGCGAGGGCGUCACCCUGCAGCCCGGGGACCUGCUGCGAAAUUGGCUGGAGGGCAAGGGCAGGGCACAGCUUCACUGAUGGACAGAUGAACAGAUGGUGAUUUCAAAAGCACUGUUUUUACUAUUUUUUGUUCUCCUCACUGCCAGAAGGAUUUACGCUUACAGUUUAAACAUAUUUAUUGAUCUAUUUAGACGCUUUUUGAUUAUUAUUAUGAUGAAGAUAAACCGGAUACAUAUGGUAUCAUUUUUAUACCCGAUA
This is a messenger RNA of Drosophila miranda, 2407 nucleotides long. RefSeq lists its product as uncharacterized. The coding region runs from base 149 to 2227 and encodes 692 amino acids. NCBI's taxonomy places the organism in Eukaryota, Metazoa, Arthropoda, Insecta, Diptera, Drosophilidae. Gene Ontology annotation, molecular function: lamin binding; actin filament binding. Gene Ontology annotation, cellular component: nuclear membrane. Gene Ontology annotation, biological process: nuclear migration along microtubule. The record is from RefSeq and is a predicted model, not a curated record. The transcript is spliced from 4 exons.